Molecule: messenger RNA, 5046 nt
Organism: Populus euphratica (Euphrates poplar)
Lineage: Eukaryota; Viridiplantae; Streptophyta; Magnoliopsida; Malpighiales; Salicaceae
Gene: RAD50
Product: DNA repair-recombination protein (RAD50)
Exons: 27
Coding region: 167-4117 (1316 amino acids)
Biological process (GO): chromosome organization involved in meiotic cell cycle; telomere maintenance via recombination; double-strand break repair
Cellular component (GO): condensed nuclear chromosome; Mre11 complex; nucleus
Molecular function (GO): ATP hydrolysis activity; double-stranded telomeric DNA binding; G-quadruplex DNA binding
Source: RefSeq, a predicted model, not a curated record
CCUCCCUCCCUCCCUCCCUCUCCUUUCCAAAUCUCAAGACACACCCCCAGAGCACAAGCACAAACACUGAAACACUCCUGAAGAAACGACGAUGCUUUUCUCUCUUUCUUCUUCCCUCUAUCGCUAAAACUGAAACUGUUCCUCUUCUUCAAUCAAUCAAACAAAGAUGAGUACAGUAGACAAGAUGCUGAUAAAAGGAAUCCGGAGCUUCGACCCGGAAAACAAACACGUCAUCACCUUCUUAAAGCCUCUUACUCUCAUCGUCGGCCCCAACGGCGCUGGAAAAACCACGAUAAUAGAAUGCUUGAAAGUUGCAUGCACCGGAGAGUUGCCUCCGAAUGCUAGGUCUGGUCACAGUUUCAUCCAUGACCCUAAGGUUGCCGGUGAAACGGAGACGAAGGGGCAAAUUAAGCUGCGGUUUAAGACCGCGGCCGCGAAGGAUGUGGUGUGUAUUAGGUCGUUUCAGUUGACACAAAAGGCGUCCAAAAUGGAGUAUAAAGCCAUUGAGAGUGUGCUUCAAACGAUCAAUCCACAUACUGGAGAGAAAGUCUGCCUUAGCUAUAGAUGUGCUGAUAUGGAUCGAGAAAUUCCUGCUUUGAUGGGUGUCUCGAAGGCCAUUCUAGAAAAUGUUAUAUUCGUGCACCAGGAUGAAGCGAAUUGGCCUCUACAAGAUCCUUCCACGUUAAAGAAGAAAUUUGAUGAUAUCUUCUCUGCUACUCGAUAUACAAAAGCCUUGGAGGUCAUCAAAAAGCUUCACAAGGAUCAAGCUCAAGAGAUAAAGACAUACAAACUAAAAUUAGAGAAUCUUCAAACCUUGAAGGAUGCUGCUUAUAAGCUUCGGGAAAGCAUUGGUCAAGAUCAAGAGAAAACAGAAAUUUUAAAAGUCCAAAGUCAGGAGUUAGAAAGUAACCUUCAGAAUUUGGAUGCAAAAAUUCAUCACACUGAAGUAACUCUGAAAGAUAUGAGAAAAUUACAGGACCAAAUAACAAUCAAGACUGCUGAAAGAAGCACUUUGUUCAGGGAGCAGCAGAGGCAGUAUGCAGCUCUUGCUGAAGAAAAUGAAGACACUGAUGAAGAACUACAGGAGUGGAAAACCAAGUUUGAUGAAAAGAUUGCAAGUUUGGAAUCGAAUAUUUGCAAAUUGGAGAGGGAAAUGAAUGACAUGGAGACAAAGGGUUCUUUUCUUAAGCAAAACAUUAAUGAGUAUAUCCGAGAGAUCAGCAGGCUUCAGACUGAAGCGGAGGCUCAUGCAUCCUUGAAGAAUGAAAGAGAUUCCAAUAUCCAAAAAAUGUAUACAAGAAAUAAUCUAGGUCCUCUUCCUAAUGCCCCUUUCAGUGAUGAUGUUGCUGCGAACCUCACAAAUAGAUUAAAGUCAAGGUUGGUGGAUCUUGAUAAGGAUCUACAAGAUAAGAAGACAUCGAAUGAUAUUGAAGUUAAGAGAGCAGAGAAUUGCUACUGGGAUGCCAAUGAACGCUGGAAAAAUACGGAGGCUCAAAAACAGGCUAAAGUAGAGAUAAAGAAUAGCAUUUUAAAUCGCAUUACAGAGAAGGAAAGGGAGCACUCUUCAUUUGAAGAACAAAUUUCACAUGUUAAUCUUUCUCACAUUGAUGAAAAAGAAAAGAACAUGCGAAUUGAGGUUGAGAGAAAGACGAAUCAGCUAGCUGAAAGAGAAUUUGAAUCACACAUACGACAAAAGCAGAGUGAGCUGUAUGGCAUAGAGCAACAGAUUAAGGUUCUUAAUCGAGAGAAAGACAUUUUGGCUGGAGAUUCUGAGGACAGAGUGAAACUGUCUCUAAAGAAAGUAGAGCUGGAAAACCAUAAAAAGAAACAUCGAAAAAUAAUUGAUGAAUGCAAGGAUAAAAUCAGAGGAGUGCUAAAAGGGAGGCUUCCUCCAGAUAAAGAUUUGAAGAAGGAAAUUACUCAGACCCUAAGGACUCUUGGGCUGGAGUUUGAUGACUUGAAUAUGAAAUCCCGUGAAGCUGAGAAGGAGGUAAAUGUGUUGCAGAUGAAAAUACAAGAAGUUAAUAAUAACCUUUCCAGACAUCGCAAGGACAUGGACUCUAGGAAGAGAUUUAUUGAAUCCAAACUCCAGUCCUUGGAUCAACUGUCAUUUAGUGUUGAUUUAUAUCUCAAAGCAUUGGAGUCGUCCAAGGAGAAAAGAGAUGUUCAGAAAAGCAAGUACAAUAUUGCAGAUGGUAUGCGACAGAUGUUUGAUCCUUUUGAACGAGUUGCCCGUGCUCAUCAUGUGUGCCCUUGCUGUGAACGUCCUUUCUCUGCUGAAGAGGAAGAUGAAUUUGUUAAAAAGCAAAGAGUGAAAGCUGCAAGUUCUGCAGAGCAUAUGAAAGUGUUGUCUAUGGAAUCUUCAAACGCAGACACUGUUUUUCAGCAGUUGGACAAGCUUCGUAUGGUUUAUGAAGAAUAUACCAAAAUUGGCAAGGAAACAAUUCCUCUUGCUGAGAAAAACUUGAGUGAGCUAACUGAAGAGCUGGAACAAAAGUCUCAAGCCCUUGAUGAUGUGUUGGGUGUUUUAGCUCAAGCAAAGGCCGAAAAAGACUCAGUUGAGGCCUUGGUGCAACCUGUUGAAACAGCUGAUAGGCUCUUCCAAGAAAUUCAGACUUGGCAAAAGCAAGUUGAUGAUUUAGAAUACAAGCUUGAUUUUAGAGGGCAAGGUGUUAGAACCAUGGAAGAAGUGCAGUCAGAGCUAAGUAGUUUGCAAGGCACAAAGGAUAAUUUGCAUAAUGAAGUGGAGAAGUUAAGGGAUGAGCAAAGGUACAUGGAAAAUGAUUUAUCACAUAUUCAAAUUCGGUGGCAUGCUCUGCGGGAGGAAAAAGUUACAGCAGCUAAUAUGUUGCGUGAUGUUAAAAAGUCAGAAGAAGAGUUAGAACGUUUGGUAGAGGAAAAACAUCAAGUUGAGCUGGAAGAGAAGCAUUUGGCAGAGGCUGUUGGUCCUUUAUCUAGGGAGAAAGAAAAAUUACAGGGUGAACACAAUGAGUUGAAAGUCCAACUUGAGCGGGAAUACGAGGAACAAAAAAAACAGUUAGACGACUUUAAACAGGAGGUUGACACACUUGUUAGAAUUGCAUCAAAGAUUAGAGAGUUUUAUAAUUUAAAGAAAGGUGAAAGAUUGAAAGAAAUGCAAGAAAAACUAUCUUUAUCCGAGUCCCAACUUCAAGGUUGUGAUGCUAGGAAGCAGGAAAUUUUAGCAGAACUCAAUGACAGUAAAAAUGCAGUGCGAAGUCAAGAUAACCUUAGAAGAAGUAUUGAGGACAACUUAAAUUACAGGAAAAUAAAGGCUGAAGUGGAAGAGCUUACCAGGGAGAUUGAAUCAUUGGAAGAGAGAAUACUGAAGAUUGGUGGGUUUUCCUCAUUUGAAGCUGAACUUGCAAAGCUAUUACAAGAAAGAGAGAGACUUCUUUCAGAGCUGAACAGGUUCCGUGGAACAAUGUCUGUUUACCAGAACAAUAUUUCGAAGAAUAAAAUUGAUCUUAAACAGGUGCAAUACAAAGAUAUUGAUAAGCGAUACUUUGAUCAGUUAAUCCAGCUAAAGACUACUGAAAUGGCAAACAAGGACCUGGACAGAUACUACAAUGCACUUGACAAGGCACUCAUGCGCUUCCACACAAUGAAAAUGGAGGAAAUUAAUAAAAUCAUACGGGAAUUGUGGCAACAAACAUACAGAGGACAGGAUAUAGAUUAUAUUAGCAUACAUUCAGAUUCUGAAGGUGCUGGGACUCGUUCUUACAGCUACAAGGUUAUCAUGCAGACAGGAGACGCUGAGCUUGAAAUGAGAGGAAGGUGUAGUGCUGGUCAGAAGGUCCUUGCUUCACUUAUUAUUCGGUUGGCUUUAGCCGAGACAUUUUGCCUCCACUGUGGAAUACUAGCUCUAGAUGAACCUACAACAAACUUGGAUGGCCCAAAUGCUGAGAGUCUUGCUGCAGCUCUCCUUAGAAUCAUGGAGGAUAGAAAGGGCCAAGAGAAUUUUCAACUGAUUGUAAUCACUCAUGAUGAGCGAUUUGCUCAACUUAUUGGUCAACGACAGCAUGCAGAGAGAUACUAUCGAGUUGCAAAAGAUGAUCAUCAGCAUAGCAUAAUUGAAGCGCAAGAGAUUUUCGACUGACAUUUCAAAAUGAGGCAGAAACUCCCCUUAUCCCAUUGAAUGCUCUGUUUGAAACGGAAGCAAAACCCAUAAACCAGUUGUAUGCAAAACUAUUGUAAUUUUUAAUUUAAAUACCAUUGAUCUUCCUCGCAAAUACUUUUAUUUUUUCCUCCUAUUAGUGAAAGCUACAACAGCAAUCCGUAUUUAUCCUCCUGCCUCUGUCUAAUCCAUGGCUGGGCUGCGGCUUUUCUGAUAUCCAAGAUGGUUUAAGACUUGAGCUGAAUGCGUGAUCGUCACUCACUUUAUCCAGUGAUGUAGUGGAUUUUGAUACCAUCUUCUGAUAUAAUGCUGUUUUAGAACGUCAUCUAGCAUCACCUCUUGCCCCCCUCCUAAUUAAACUUUCUAAUGAAACUAACAGUCUAUACGGACCCCUGCACGAACAAGCAAUGGAAGCAUGAAGGGAAAGUAAAUGAAAGGGCCUGAGAAUUUCGUAUUUUGCAUAAUUGCUUUGUAAUUAAAGUCAAAAUGCACCUAGAGAAGAUGACAGAAAGCGAUGAACUCGACUCCGACUCCGACUCCGUCUCUUCCAAUGGAAUGCUCUCGCUGUUAACAGAGCCUUUACCUGCUUUUGAGGCCUAUGGCCUGACCCAGUUAUAGGCCCUUUGAUUUGCCAUUGGAGCACAUCUUCCAGAUAUAAGUGGCAUAGUCAUGGUUGUUGAUUCAAAGACACGGAGCCAUUUUCCAAUUGUUGCUAGCAUGAAAGCUUAUAUAAAGCUAUAAUUCAUUACUUUAUUGGUUGGACAAUCAAAUACAUGAUAAUAAUAGAACAGGCCAUUGAGAGGAUGGAACAUUAUCAGAACCCAUAUGACAUGACAUUCAUCCCAGCAUGACAAAAGGAACUCAUCCCACCAUGACCAAAAAGAAAAAAAAAGAGAGAACCAGCAUAAAAG